Molecule: messenger RNA, 204 nt
Organism: Rangifer tarandus platyrhynchus (Svalbard reindeer)
Lineage: Eukaryota; Metazoa; Chordata; Mammalia; Artiodactyla; Cervidae
Source: the annotation of a GenBank genome assembly
AUGAGAACUUACAACCUUCAGACAGGACUCAGGGACUUCGGCAUCACUGUCAUCUACCCAUGUGAGAACCAGCUUGAGAAGGUGCCGACAGACCGUGACCCGGUGCUGGAGGUGGAGCUGGAGCUCCUGCCCGGAAAACACUGUUGCCGGGGCAGUGCGAGCUUCGGGCACCAUCUCAGGGUCAAGCUGAGACCACCCUGCUAA